This is a messenger RNA of Vanessa tameamea, 3921 nucleotides long. RefSeq lists its product as uncharacterized. The coding region runs from base 91 to 3879 and encodes 1262 amino acids. The record is from RefSeq and is a predicted model, not a curated record. Lineage: Eukaryota; Metazoa; Arthropoda; Insecta; Lepidoptera; Nymphalidae. The transcript has 16 exons. Gene Ontology annotation, molecular function: oxidoreductase activity; iron ion binding; FAD binding.
AAACUUAAGUAUUAUCUAUUUUUUUUUUAUGUGUUAAGCACGUAAGUAUUGUGUUAUUCAGCAUCAAGUACAGUGAAAAUAUUUGUCAAGAUGUCGACAAUAGUGUUUAAAAUUAAUGAUAUACAAUACGAAGCUGAUGGAAGAUACGGCCCAGAUGUAUCGUUGAACGAGUUUAUAAGGAACGUUGCAGAUCUCCGGGGUACUAAAGUGAUGUGCCAAGAGGGGGGAUGUGGGGCUUGUAUCGUUGCCGUACGGGCCCCGCUACCACCUACAAAUGAAAUAAAAUUAUUUUCUGUUAAUUCCUGCCUUGUAUCGAUCUUGUCAUGUCAAAAUUGGGAAAUAACAACGGUAGAAGGUAUUGGCAAUAGAACAAUUGGCUAUCACGAAAUACAGACAAGACUGGCAAAGUUUAAUGGCACCCAGUGUGGGUAUUGUACCCCCGGGUGGAUAAUGAAUAUGUACAGUCUUUAUGAAUCAAAGAAUACAAAAGUAAAUUCAAAGGAAAUAGAGAACUCAUUCGCUGGCAAUAUAUGCAGAUGUACUGGAUAUCGACCUAUAGCAGACGCUUUUAAAAGUUUCGCAACAGAUGCCGAUAAGAGCUUACUAAACAAAUUACAAGAUAUAGAAGACUUGGGUUUCUUCAAAUCGUGUGCUGUUAAGUGCACGCAAGACAAUGAUUGGUGUAUCUUAGAUAAAGCUAGUAAUAAUGAGAUUAUAGCUAUUGAAAGUGGAAAUCACAAAUGGUUUAAGGUCUACAGCUUAAGUGAUGUGUUUAAAGCAAUAGAGGGAUGCCAUGACUAUAAAUUGAUCGCUGGAAAUACUGGACAAGGUGUAUACCACAUAUCAGGAUAUCCCAAGAACGUUAUCGAUAUUUUCAACGUGUCUGAAUUAAAGGGUUAUACAAUAGAUGUAAAUUUAAUAUUAGGAGCUGGUAUGACCUUAUCGGAUAUGAUGGAUGUUUUUAUUAAAUUAGCAAAUGAAAAUGAUGAUUUUUCAUAUUUAAAAGAAUUUCAUAAUCAUAUGGACUUAGUUGCGCAUGUACCCGUCAGAAAUAUUGGUACUAUUGGAGGAAAUUUAUACAUGAAGUUUGUUAAUAAUGAGUUCCCAUCUGAUCUUUUUCUACUUUUUGAAACUGUUGGAGCUAUGAUAACUAUCGCGGAUGCUCCCAAUAAGUCAGACACCGUGACUUUAAUAGAUUUUCUUAAACUUGACAUGAAGGGUAAAAUCAUUGUAAAUGUUAUGUUACCGCCACUAUCGCAAUGUUGUUUCGUCAAAACCUUUAAAAUUAUGCCUCGAUCCCAAAACGCGCAUGCGAUAAUUAAUGCUGGUUUUCUUUUUAAAUUUAAACAUGAUCAAGGAAUACUUGAAAAGGCAAAAAUAGUUUAUGGAAAUGUUAAUCCGAAAUUUGUUCAUGCUACUAAAACUGAAGAAUCUUUAAAAGAUAAAGAUCCUUUCGCUGAUGAUGUAUUGAAAAUAACUCUUGAAACUUUGUACGGAGAAAUCGAUCCAGAUACAGCGCCGCCAGAACCAUCAUCCGAAUAUAGGAAACUAUUAGCUGUGUCUUUGUAUUAUAAGGCGAUCCUCAGUUUAUGUCCCGAAACAAAAAUCGAUAAAAGAUAUCGUUCCGGGGGAGACGUAAUUAAACGACACACUUCAAAGGGAAUGCAAUCAUACGAUACAGAUGAAAGUGUUUGGCCAUUGAACAAACCCGUGCCUAAAUUAGAGGCAUUGGUUCAAUGUAGUGGCGAGGGUACAUUUGCCAAUGACUUGCCAUCACAAACAAAUGAAGUUUUUGGUGCCUUUGUAACAGCUGAUGUUAACCCGGGUAGUGUUAUUGCUGGGUUUGAUACAACGGACGCUCUUAAGAUUCCUGGCGUAAUAGCUUUUUACGCCGCUAAAGAUAUACCCGGAAAAAAUAACUUUACGCCUAUUAAUGCCAUAUUGAAUUCAGAGGAGGAAAUCUUGUGCUCAAAAGACGUAAAAUUUAAUGGUCAACCUGUUGGUAUAAUUGUGGCUAAUAGAGAGAAAAUAGCAACAAAUGCUGCUAAGCUUGUCAAAAUAAAAUAUGAAUCAAUAUCUACCAAAAAACCUCUUUUAACAGUUCACGACGUUUUAAUGUCAACAGAAAAAGAAAGAAUAUCUUUGGAUAAAAUGGUAGAACCAACUGAUAUUGGUAAUGACGUUAAAAAAGUUAUCAGCGAUAAAGUGAUUUUCGAAUCGCAGUAUCAUUACUAUAUGGAACCACAAACAUGUGUUGUAAAACCAUCAGAAGAUGGCUUCGAAGUUUAUUCUUCAACACAAUGGCUUGACCUGACUAAUAUUGCUAUUGCUGAAUGUUUAAACGUACCUGUAAAUAGUAUCAACGUAAUAGUACGCAGGGUAGGCGGUGGUUAUGGUGGAAAAAUUACCAGAUCUUCACAAAUAGCAUGCGCAGCGGCUUUAGUGUCACAAUUACAAGGAAAGCCUUGUCGAUUUAUUUUACCUCUUCAGACAAACAUGAAAAUUAUCGGAAAACGAGCACCGACUUAUUGUAAAUUCGAAGCAGGCGUAAAUGGAACUGGAGAAAUACAAUACUUAAAAAUAAAUUAUUAUCAAGAUAACGGUUGCUCUAAGAAUGAGAAUACUUCUGUGAUAACUGUCACUCAUCUUCCCAAUUGUUAUGAAUCAAAGCGUUGGCACAUUGAAGCAUAUGGCGCACUUACGGAUACGCCUUCUUCAACUUGGUGUAGAGCGCCUGCUUCAACUGAAGGCAUUGCAAUUACUGAGAUUAUAAUGGAAAAAAUAGCCCACGAGCUGGGUAAAGAUGCCAUACAAAUUCGACAAGCAAAUAUGAAAAAAGAAGACAAUCCUAUCUCCGAACUCAUCGAACAACUAAAAAGAGAUUCUGACUAUGAAACGAGAUUACGUGAAGUAGAAGAUUUUAAUAAAUCUAAUCGUUGGAGGAAACGGUCACUUAAAUUAAUGCCAAUGAGCUAUGAAUUGUUUUAUUUUGGUCCUUUCAAUUCUUUAGUAUCGAUAUAUCAUGCAGAUGGUUCAGUAGUUAUAACACAUGGUGCUACAGAAAUGGGACAGGGUGUUAAUACGAAGGUAGCACAAGUGUGUGCUUAUAUUCUUGGAAUUCCAUUAGAAAAAGUUAGUGUUAAACCAACUACCAGUUUUACAUCGCCAAACUGUAUGCCUACCGGGGGUAGCAUAGGAAGCGAGUGUGUAGCCUACGCUACUAUGAAAGCUUGUGAAAUUUUACUAGAUCGAUUAAAACCGAUAAAAGAUAAAAUGAAUAAUGCUACUUGGAAAGAAAUUGUAGCAGAAGCGUUUAUUUCUGGAGUUAAUUUACAGGCUACUUACAUGUAUUCCACUAAGGACCCUAUAAAGUCCUAUGAUAUUUCUGGCGUUGUAGCUUUGGAAGUAGAAGUUGACAUUUUAACUGGGAAUCAUGAUGUCCGAAGAGUUGAUCUGUUAGAAGAUACUGGCAGAAGCUUAAGUCCAGAGAUCGACGUUGCACAGAUUGAGGGUGCGUUUGUAAUGGGAUUAGGGUACUGGACGUCAGAGAAAAUUGUUUAUGAUGAGAAAACAGGGAAACUUCUAACGGAUCGCACAUGGACAUAUAAACCUCCCGGCAUCAAAGAUAUACCAGCUGAUUUCAGAAUAUAUUUCAGACGAAACUCUACUAAUACACUUGGAGUGUUACAAUCGAAAGCAACCGGUGAGCCCGCUUUAUGCCUUGCCGCUGUCAUCACGCAUGCUCUCCGUGAAGCGGUGAGAUCGGCUCGAUUGGAUGCAGGAUAUGAAGACAAUUGGAUCAAUAUUGAAAAUCCGUGCACAACCGAGAAAAUAUUCAUGGCGGUGGAGCAUAAACUGGAGCACUUCAAAUUGAAAUAAAUUACCUUAUAUCUUACGUAAUAAAAAUGUAAUUUAAACAAA